CGACAACACCUCUCUCAACAUCUACCAUAUUAUGUCCUUCAUCCUGCCUCUGGGUUGUCCGCUUGACGACAUAUUCGUCCAUAAAGACGAAGAGCGUAUGCAUUCCAUGACCUUCAAGUCGAGUCGGGGAUACGUGGCCGUCAAGCUCAUGAGAGCAAGCGCAUUGACAUUUCUAUUGAGGAGCAGGUUGAAUGCUGGCAGCUAGAAUGAACCUGACAAGUCUUGUUUCCCAGUGAUCAACACAAUGUCUCUCAGAAAGAGAUCUUAUGGCAUGGAAAGGGUGCUUCGGAAUAACAGACUUGAAAGCGAGAAACGCAGCAGCAUUGAGGUAUUAUGGUUCUUUCCCUAUUGUUGGCGGUGAUGGCAUUUCUUCGGGCUCAGCGCAAUUGAGCCCAUAGAGAUGAAUAGGCCUUGCGCUUGCCAUUGUCGGCCAUACAUCAACUACCUUCCCUAUUGUCGCCGCUCCUUCCAUUGAGACGCUUGCACACCCAGCAAAGAUGUCUUCUGUCCCUCUCUUCUCUACUCUCUUCUUUUUCUUUUCUUCUCUACACAGAACACAUAGCUACAGCUUUGCUUCACACACACUCCUCCGCUGUUAGCCCUCCUCACCCUUAUCAUCCAUCCCGACUGCAUUUUGGCUUGCUCAUUGUACCCAUCUCAUUGCUGCUCUAUCAUUUCCAACAAAUCCUCAGCAAGGAGAACCCCACUGGGCGUGGCAAGGCUACCCCGUUGGUGAUUGCAACCGUGGUCAUGUCUGAGAAGACCGGAACUCAAGCUACCGCAGGCACAGCCUACGCUAGCUACCAUCCAUCUCGACUACCCUACUCGGGAUCUACCUACCAACCAUCAUACACUGGAGGACUAAGCAUGGCAAGCAACAACCCACUGGCCAAUAUGCAAACCCUCAAGGCAAGCCUCCCAGCAUCCAACCAAAUGGACGGCGAAGUCACUGCAGCUGGCCAACGUCAAGGCUACAACAAUCCACUCAUGGUUCUCCCGUCUGGCCAGACUGUUCCUCUGAGCUCCUUCUAUGGUCAAAAUCAGGCAUCCACUGGAGACACUACUUCCCAGUUGCCAUACAUGCCUACUGGAAUGUUUCCUAGCUUCAUGGGCAACAACAUCCCUGCCGGUCCUAUGUCAGGCUACUGCUGGCCAUAUGGUAUAGCUUCGAAUGUCAACGGCUUUGACCCAGCCCGUCGAGCAUCCUGGUCAUCCAAUGAAGAAAAUACCACUACCAAUCAAGCUGUGGGCCUCCAGGGUCAAUCGGAGUAUUACCCGGGUAUGCCCUAUCCGGCCACAGCGGCAACCGCUGCACAGUACAUUUCUGGACCAAUUCAACCUAUGAAGUGUGCUGACAACAAGUCGUAUGAAAUGGUCAACCUGGACGAACUUGUCUCUCGUGAUACGCCAAUUCCGCGUGCUGUCCCAGCUCUUUGGACCAACCAAGAAGAGCUCAGUCUCGCCAAAUGUCUCCAGAAUCCCGAAGGCAUCACCAAUGUUUACAUCCGUGGCUUUAUGCCUGAUACCACGGACGAGGAUCUUGAACGUUGGGCUUCUCGGUUUGGAGAGAUCGAAUCGUGCAAGGCCAUCAUUGAGCAGGACACUGGCAAGUGCAAAGGCUUCGGCUUUGUCAUGUACUACUCUCCUGCUGCUGCUGAGAAUUGCAUUCGAGGCUUCUUCCAUCUCGGCUUCCAAGCCAGCUAUGCUCAGAAAUCUCGUAAUUCUCGCCUCAAGGACCUUGAAGACAAAAGUUCCACCAACAUCUACUGCACCGGAGUCCCCAUUGACUGGAAUGAAUCUGAUCUCGCCAAGCACUUCCUGCCUUACCGCGCCGUUUCUACCAAGAUCUGUCGGGAUGUACCUUCUGGGGUCAGCAAAGAAGUUGGAUUUGCCAGAUUUGAGAGUCGUGAAAUUGCUGAGCGUGUCAUCAGAGAAUUCCAUUCUGUUCUGACCGACCACGACGGCGUCAAGCUGUUCCUUCGAUUUGCCGAUACCAAGGCCCAGAAGCAGCUGAAACAGCAGAGCCAGGAACGUCGCAACUGGCGCAGUCGUGAAUACAGCUACUCUGUUGAACACACCCCGUCUCCGAUCUUGACUCGUUUGCAAGACAUGGGCAACCAUAUCAGUCCCAUCGGAAGCUACCAAUCACCUGCGGGAGCUAGCAAUACUUUCACCCCAGCGACGUCAGUCUCUCCGGCUGAGAUGCCCGGUGUCAACAAGUCAGUCAGUGUGACUCGCAGCUCUCAAUGGCCUAUGCAAGGCGGACUUCAAUCAAUCACCAAUAUCACAACUGUCCGUACCAACAUGCCUGCCACAACGGCUCCGAGCACCUAUGUCGAGGGUCCCCAAAAGACUGCGUCCAUCCUUCCAAUCCUUCAAGAGAGUAACGAUGCCACCAAAAAGACACCCAGUCCAAAGAAGGUCACUAUCAAGAUUGAGCCUGCCAGUGGCAAGGAAAAUGUCACCACUACUCCGCAGUCCGUCUCCGUCAAAUGAGCCGAUCGUCAUGGUGCUCCUGAGAACAUGAUCCUGCUUCCACUAUUUUUGGUGUGCAUCUUGUUCUUGGUCGGCUGGCACCUCCAUUUUGCUCUUUUUUGCUCAUCCUUCCGUCGAAACAUGUGCAACAUUGCUGCGGCACAGCCUUCGCGAAUAUCAACAGAUUCAACAAGACAGAUACUCAACAUUGAUCCAUAGAGUAUGACAGGACAUCUCUACAUGUUGCAUGGUCCACCUGGAAGUAUCAAGUAGCCAUCGUGUUCAUAUGGCAGAAAAGAAGAACGAGAUCAAUGGGUGUAUGUGUUGGGCACUUUCAUCAAGUAGCAUGACUUGUGUAUUAUGAGAAGGAAACAUAUUAGUUGUGUCAAACACAAUGCAAUUGAUA
Exophiala oligosperma is the source of this 2881-nucleotide messenger RNA. RefSeq lists its product as uncharacterized. Bases 751 to 2496 code for a protein of 581 amino acids. Gene Ontology annotation, molecular function: poly(U) RNA binding; poly(A) binding; mRNA 3'-UTR binding. The record is from RefSeq and is a predicted model, not a curated record. Lineage: Eukaryota; Fungi; Ascomycota; Eurotiomycetes; Chaetothyriales; Herpotrichiellaceae. The transcript has 8 exons. Gene Ontology annotation, cellular component: nucleus; ribonucleoprotein complex; cytosol.